UUAUCCGCCCGCUUCCGCCGGAAGUCAAGGUUGGGGAACUUGUUCGAGGCGGCACCGGAGGGCUCGGUCACGGGACGGAGCUUCGGCGGCGGCGGCGGCGAUGGCGGCGACGGCGGCGCUGACUCAGGGGCUGGAGCGGGUCCCCGACCAGACCGGCUACCUGGUCAUCUGCGACGGGGCGGUGCUGGCGUCUUCGGGCGACCUGGAGAACAACGAGCGGACGGCCGGGGUGAUCUCGGAGCUGGUGAACACAGCCUGCGCUUUCCGCCUGCCCCGCUGCCCCGAGGUGCCCUUCAGGCGUAUCUCUGUGGUGUUUGGGGAGCACUCCUUCCUUGUGACCAUAUCUGGUCAGAAGCUGUUUGUGGUGAAGAGGCAGAACAGCGUCCGGGAGCCUGUGAUCGUCUGAACUUGACCUGCCUGCUUCUGCUGUAACUGACUUUGGGAGUGGGGGACUCAAGGAGAGUUGGAGUGCAGGAACAAAGCACCUUCUUUUUUGUAUGUGUGUGGGGCUCAUCCCUGUGUUGAUACUGGGUCACAAGAGGGCUGGCGGCUCCUUGGAUGCGUUGUACAUUCUGCUUAAAGGCUUUGUGCCGCUGGGGGUUUGCUCCAUAUACCUGUGGGCGUGAUGGCAGUAUCAUGUGAAAUAAAGUUCUUUGAAAAGAGACAA
This is a messenger RNA of Podarcis raffonei (Aeolian wall lizard), 667 nucleotides long. RefSeq names its product late endosomal/lysosomal adaptor, MAPK and MTOR activator 4 (gene LAMTOR4). The coding region runs from base 101 to 406 and encodes 101 amino acids. Gene Ontology annotation, biological process: cellular response to amino acid stimulus; positive regulation of TOR signaling. Gene Ontology annotation, molecular function: guanyl-nucleotide exchange factor activity. Gene Ontology annotation, cellular component: lysosome; Ragulator complex. The record is from RefSeq and is a predicted model, not a curated record. Lineage: Eukaryota; Metazoa; Chordata; Lepidosauria; Squamata; Lacertidae. The transcript has 4 exons.